AUCUUUCAAAUCGGCCGUUGUUGUUUAUAAAUAUAUCAUUUCUUUUCGUCGCGUAUUUUUUUCUUUAAUAACACAUCGUCGAUCGAUUUCUCCCGAUUUGUUUUUCGAGUUGGAAUUUUUAAUCAAAUUUAUUUCGUACAUACGUAAUUUUUUUUCAUUCGUUCGAAUUUCAAUACAUACAGUAAGAUCGAAACUUUUGAAUUUGAUGAUCGUUUGGAACGAUUUACCAAGAGAGGGGAUAGAGUUACGAAGAAUAAGAGAGAGAGGAAGCGAGAGUGGGAGAAAGAGAGAGAGAUGGAGAGAUAGAGAUAUACAUUAAGUACGGAGAUAAAUAUUUGAAAAUAUGUUCGACACCGAAAAAUUUAUUAAAGAGAUCGAGAAAAGGCCGGCGAUCUACGAUACGAAUCGUAGCGAGUACAACGACCGUAACGCCAAGAUGAGCGCGUGGGAAGAGGUUUUUCAGGUGAUGGUACCAAACUGGUGGCGGUUGUCCGACGAGGAGAGAAAUAUGGAAGAAAAGAGCUUGAGAGGGAAGUGGAGAAAUAUACGGGACUAUUUCAUGAAAGAGUUCAAACUGCAGCUGCAGAUAUCUCUUCAACCGGACUCGGUACGCCGGAAGCGGAAAAAGUAUAUCUACUACGACCAACUGCUUUUUCUCAUGCCCAUCGUUGAGAACAAGCUACGGAUUAUGAGCACAGCAGGAAAUCAAUGCAAAUCUGAGAAAAGCGAAGGGGAAGGGGAAGGGGAUAAUCCGGUGAUAGAGGAAUCCGACGUUCCAUUAGCCCACGCAGUUCCAUCUUUAACAACUGGAAGAGAAUACGUGCAGACUAAUGCAUCUUUCAAAAUGUGUCCACGUUAUCCGAAGCAAUUAUACGAAACAUCUUUUGCGUCCUUUGAUAAUGAGAGUCAUGAUAUCCUACCGUCACAUAGCGGCCAACAUGUAACAAUCGAUGAGGAAGAUUACGACAAAAUGUUUUUAUUGUCUUUGCUACCUACCAUCAGGCAAAUACCGGAAGAGAAAAAGUUGGACGUUAGGAUACAAAUGCAGCAGGUAUUAGCUAUGGCAUUACGUCCCCCGGAUAAUAAAUAAUCGACGAUGAACAUGGCUUUCUUUUUAUUUUUAUUUUUAUUUUUAUUCGAAAAAAUUUAUUCUCAUCAAGUGAAAUGAAUACUUGUCGA
Molecule: messenger RNA, 1179 nt
Organism: Polistes canadensis
Lineage: Eukaryota; Metazoa; Arthropoda; Insecta; Hymenoptera; Vespidae
Exons: 3
Coding region: 344-1090 (248 amino acids)
Biological process (GO): regulation of transcription by RNA polymerase II
Cellular component (GO): transcription regulator complex; nucleus
Molecular function (GO): DNA binding
Source: RefSeq, a predicted model, not a curated record